Schizosaccharomyces osmophilus is the source of this 2517-nucleotide messenger RNA. RefSeq names its product DNA-binding transcription factor, stationary phase-specific Phx1 (gene phx1). The record is from RefSeq and is a predicted model, not a curated record. Gene Ontology annotation, molecular function: DNA-binding transcription factor activity, RNA polymerase II-specific; RNA polymerase II cis-regulatory region sequence-specific DNA binding. The coding region runs from base 1 to 2517 and encodes 838 amino acids. The transcript has a single exon. Gene Ontology annotation, biological process: cell differentiation; regulation of transcription by RNA polymerase II. Lineage: Eukaryota; Fungi; Ascomycota; Schizosaccharomycetes; Schizosaccharomycetales; Schizosaccharomycetaceae.
AUGCAACAAUAUCCUCAGCAAUCUAGUCGACGUCAAAUGCGAAAAGAAAUGGAAGCUAAUGCUGCCGGUAAUUCUGUUCUUCCUAUAGAGAGAGAUCCAGAUUCCUCCACACAGCAGUACGACGUCAAUUCAAUUUUUGCUCCUUCUUACAACACUUAUGGGCCUCCCCCUAACAAUUCUUCCAUCACUGCUUUUUCCAAUCAGGAGCUAUUAACUUUUCCAAAUGUACAAAAGUUACCAGAGGGAUCAGUGCGUGAGCCAAUUUCUAAAGAAAUUUCAAAUCAAGAAGCUUCAGCUGUUGGAUUUAGCAGGGAUGUCAAUUCAAGCCUUGACAAACCCUCAGAUUCAUCCAAGUACUUCCCAUUGUUUCCAGAAACAAGUCGUACAGAAGAAUUUGGACCAAGGGUAUCGGUUUCUAGUUCAACUGCUCCAGUAAAGGAAACCUCUUUUGAACAAUCCUUCAACUCUCCCGCGCCGAAAGGCAAAAAGCAAAGACUGGUUCCUGAACAGUUGAACUACCUUUUACGUCAGUUUGCAAAGGAUGCAAAUCCCUCCCCUUCAGUCCGAGAAGAUAUUGCUAGAGAACUUAACCUCCCUGAGCGAAGUGUCACUAUUUGGUUUCAGAACCGACGCGCGAAAGCAAAAUUAAUCUCCAGACGCCAAGAAGAAGAGCGUCAGAAAUUUUUGACUGAACAACUGGAACUGGAUAAUCUAAACCAACAAGUGUCCCAGGCUUUUGCGCGUGAAAUAGAGUCCAAUUCCGAAAACAACCCCAAACCCGGCUUCAAUUCAAGAUACGGUCAGCCCUUACCAUAUAUGAAUACAUUACUCCCAAAGCCAAGUAAAAGGUAUAGGAAUACGUAUUCUUCACAUCAAUCCCCACUAAAACCUACCCCUUCUUCAUUAGAGAAUCCUGCGUUGGAACAACCCAUGGUAAAUCCGUCAUAUAAGCAUGUCUUCCCGGGAAGUACUAAUCCUCGUUUUCAACAAAGAUAUUCAAUCUCCCAUACUCCAAACAGUAAUUUACCAAUUCGUUCUGCAGCUGCUCCAAACAAUUUCUCGAAAUAUCCUUCUUCUGGUACUUUCCCUUCUUUAUCAGCAGUUUCAGCAAGCCUUCCCUCGGCUUACGGUAGUGGUAAUUUUGAACAGAGCUUUCCACAGGAGAGUCAAUAUUACGACUCGAAAAUGGCCAACAAUAUAUCCCCUAUGCCAGCAGCAAGAAGAUAUUCUUCCACUCGCUUAAUUCCUUCUCUACAAGUUCAAGACAACUCAGGUUCUACUAAAAGUAGUUCUUCUGAAUUCUACUAUUUUGCCUGCGCUCUUCUGAUCAUUGGUCUAUGGAAACGAUUGCGGUUAACACCUCAGGACUUGAUGUGUUUUUACUCGCCUCCAAAGAGAUUGUUUGCAUACCUGAUACAGUACGAAGGAAUUCAAUAUCGUAUAGAGUACUCCUUUUUUGUAGUUGAAUCCAUACACGUAACCCGUGUCGAUGAUCCUUUAUUAAGUGAUCUGAAUGUUGCGGCCCCACCUCGAGAAAGACCCGGUCCUAACGAAUCUUGGCUUCAAGUCGAUAUCCAACUGACAAUCCCUCCUGUGUUUCACAUGAUAACUUCUGAGGGACAAGAAAAUUGUACAGACUUUACCGAAGGAAACCAAGCCUCAGAAGUAUUGGGUCAUUCUUUAAUUGGACCUGCUAGCAGUAUAUUUCUGAUGCUCAAUCGUAUCCGGGAAGCUUCACCAGAAUUAGGAUCUGUCAUUAAGUUGCAAAAAAGCAUACAUCCGCCCUCAAGUUAUCAAGAAGAAGAGUUUGUAACAGUAAAGGAUGAGGCGAAUGUAAUUCCAAAGGAAAAGGAAAACGAAGAAAAUCCGAUUUCCGAACAAGAAAAGCAGGAAUUGCAUUUUUUGAGAUCACCGGAAGCAGCAAAUUUUGAGAGAAACCAAAAAAACAUGCUUUUUAAGGAAUCACCUCUUGCAUCCGAGAACGCAGAAACAGCGAUCGAGUAUUCCAAACCUUAUGAAGCAAGUAAUACGAAUGUAUCAUUUCCAUUAUCGGCACCGCCUGAACUACGUUCAUUCCCCAGAGGAAGCUUUUCUCAGUUGAAUCCCUUUAUGUACAUGAACCCCGAUACAACGAAUGAAACAGGAGGGAAGAACGAAGUAAACUCUAGUGAUGCUUUCCAUUUUCCUGAAGACCAACUUAUGAUGCAGCCCAGGUCGUCAGUGGAUACGUUGCCUGCUGGUACAGGCGUGGAAAACACGGAUUAUAAAAUGAAACCAGGUGUGGGAGAAAAAAAACAUAUAUCAAAACCUUUUUCAAAAUAUCCCUUCAAAGAUCAGAACAUACAAUCAGAGUACACCGGAAGAGUACCACAACUGCAUUUGCAGACACCGAGGAUACCUAGUGCUUCUGCAAUAUCUGAGAGAAUUGGAAUUAAAGAUGAAGGAGAGCAAAACACGGUAUUGUAUCCACAGGCGAUUCCUUCUGAUUCUAUUAAAAAAAGAGGAAGCAACAUCUAG